Molecule: messenger RNA, 2774 nt
Organism: Pan troglodytes (chimpanzee)
Lineage: Eukaryota; Metazoa; Chordata; Mammalia; Primates; Hominidae
Gene: IRX3
Product: iroquois homeobox 3
Exons: 4
Coding region: 692-2278 (528 amino acids)
Biological process (GO): cell development; neuron differentiation; regulation of transcription by RNA polymerase II
Cellular component (GO): nucleus
Molecular function (GO): RNA polymerase II cis-regulatory region sequence-specific DNA binding; DNA-binding transcription factor activity, RNA polymerase II-specific
Source: RefSeq, a predicted model, not a curated record
CCUAAGUGUCCACAACUUUUGGCUGCCUUACUUAGCCCAGGGCGCAGAGGCUGGAAAGGUUGGGGGGAGUAUCGUGUGAGUAAAGAGAGAGAUUUAAAAAAUAGAAGUAGUGAGAAAGGAAGAAGUGAAGGGAACGGACCGGAGAGCAAAAGCCCUCCUGAGAAAGGGAAAGAGAAGGGGAGAGGAGAAAGGAGAGUUUCAUAGCGUCCAGGGCAGUGCAGGAGCCCGAAGGAGCGGAAGCGAUCCUGGGGGGAAGAGGAGUGCGGAGAGGGGAGGGGAGAGGAAGGGCGAGGAGGGGGAGUGAAAACUAGAGGAGGGCGAAGGAAGCGAGGCGCGACACUGCUGGGGAGAGGAGGGCAGUGAGGAGCGAGGAGCGGGCAGAGGCAGCUCCCGCGGCCGAGAGGAGGGAGCGCGGCGCAGAGAGGAGGGGCUUGCGCUCAGUAGAAAUGUCAAUCAGAGCCCGGAGCCCCGGGAAUCUCCGCCAAUCUGUUCGGACCUGACCUGGCUCCUCGCCGCCGCCGUCGCCGCCGCGGAGCAGAUCAAUAGGCGAACGCGGAGCACAGCGCAGCGCGGGCGGCAGCGCGGCCCCAAGCCCGGCCCAGCCCCCGAUGCGCGCCGGAGCCCGCGGGCGGCGCUGAGCUGGGCGGCCCGGGGGUCGGGCCCCCUCUCCGUCGGUGCCCCGCGGGCCACCAUGUCCUUCCCCCAGCUGGGAUACCAAUACAUCCGCCCGCUUUACCCGUCCGAGCGCCCGGGGGCCGCUGGCGGCAGCGGCGGCAGCGCGGGGGCCCGGGGCGGCCCGGGUGCCGGAGCCUCGGAGCUGGCCGCCUCGGGGUCCCUGUCCAACGUGCUCUCGUCCGUGUACGGGGCGCCCUACGCCGCGGCCGCUGCGGCCGCCGCCGCCCAAGGCUACGGCGCCUUCCUGCCCUACGCCGCGGAGCUGCCCAUCUUCCCGCAGCUGGGCGCGCAGUAUGAGCUGAAGGACAGCCCCGGGGUGCAGCAUCCGGCCGCGGCUGCCGCGUUUCCGCACCCGCACCCCGCCUUCUACCCGUAUGGCCAGUACCAGUUCGGGGACCCGUCCCGUCCCAAGAACGCCACCAGGGAGAGCACCAGCACGCUCAAGGCCUGGCUCAACGAGCACCGCAAGAACCCCUACCCCACCAAGGGCGAGAAGAUCAUGCUGGCCAUCAUCACCAAGAUGACCCUCACCCAGGUGUCCACCUGGUUCGCCAACGCGCGCCGGCGCCUCAAGAAGGAGAAUAAGAUGACUUGGGCGCCUCGCAGCCGCACUGACGAGGAGGGAAACGCUUAUGGGAGCGAGCGCGAGGAGGAAGACGAAGAGGAGGACGAGGAGGACGGCAAACGCGAGCUAGAGCUGGAGGAGGAGGAGCUCGGGGGGGAGGAGGAGGACACGGGGGGCGAGGGCCUGGCUGACGACGACGAGGACGAGGAGAUCGAUUUGGAGAACUUAGACGGCGCGGCCACCGAGCCUGAGCUGUCCUUGGCUGGGGCGGCGCGCAGGGAUGGCGACCUAGGCCUGGGACCCAUUUCGGACUCCAAAAAUAGCGACUCGGAAGAUAGCUCUGAGGGCUUAGAGGACCGGCCACUACCAGUCCUGAGUCUGGCUCCAGCGCCACCACCAGUGGCCGUGGCCUCGCCGUCUCUGCCGUCGCCCCCCGUGAGCCUGGACCCUUGCGCUCCCGCACCAGCCCCCGCCUCCGCCCUGCAGAAGCCCAAGAUCUGGUCCCUCGCGGAGACUGCCACAAGCCCGGACAACCCGCGCCGCUCGCCUCCCGGCGCGGGGGGGUCUCCACCGGGGGCAGCGGUCGCGCCUUCCGCCCUGCAGCUCUCUCCGGCCGCCGCCGCCGCCGCUCACAGACUGGUCUCAGCGCCGCUGGGCAAGUUCCCGGCUUGGACCAACCGGCCGUUUCCAGGCCCACCGCCCGGCCCCCGCCAGCACCCGCUCUCCCUGCUGGGCUCUGCCCCUCCGCACCUGCUGGGACUUCCCGGAGCCGCGGGCCACCCGGCUGCCGCCGCCGCCUUCGCUCGGCCCGCGGAGCCCGAAGGCGGAACAGAUCGCUGUAGUGCCUUGGAAGUGGAGAAAAAGUUACUCAAGACAGCUUUCCAGCCCGUGCCCAGGCGCCCCAGACCUCGGGUCCUGACGCCUCGUGCCCACCCUACAGUUAAACCCCAACACACACAUCUACAACUGGACAUAAUUUUACAUUGCGACACCUUCCUGACGAUCGGCCCCAAUCCAAGUAGGAUCUCCCCGCCCUAGGCAGCCUCUGCGCUCCUGAAUCUCACCUCUUUUGCUACUACUGUCUCUCUCUUCCAGGCCCCAGAACCAUCUGGACGCCGCCCUGGUCUUAUCGGCUCUCUCCUCAUCCUAGUUCUUUAAAAAAAAAACAAAAAAACAAAAAAAACUUUUUUUAAUCGUUGUAAUAAUUGUAAAAAAAAAAUCGCUCUGUAUAGUUACAACUUGUAAGCAUGUCCGUGUAUAAAUACCUAAAAGCAAAACUAAACAAAAAAAGUAAGAAAAAGAAAUAAAACCUGUCCUCCUCAGCCCUCCCCAAGUCGCUUCUGUGGCACCCCGCAUUCGCUGUGAGGUUUGUUUGUCCGGUUGAUUUUGGGGGGUGGAGUUUCAGUGAGAAUAAACGUGUCUGCCUUUGUGUGUGUGUAUAUAUACAGAGAAAUGUACAUAUGUGUGAACCAAAUUGUACGAGAAAGUAUCUAUUUUUGGCUAAAUAAAUGAGCUGCUGCCACUUUGACUAUAA